UUUCAGGAAGUAGAUCAAACCUCUUCUGUUUUCAAAAGAGAAACCGUAAAAUCUUCACAUUAUGAUACAUUAAAGAAUUUCGCAGGUCUUUUAAACUUCACAGUAAUACUCUAGUCCAAGACGGAGAGAAACGGUGUUUUGGUGAAAGUCUUCUGGAGGAGAUUUAAAGAGUGAGUGCGAGUGAGGGGCCGUGAUGAGUCGUCCUCCCUCCAUGCAGCCGCAGAUGUGCGGCCCCUGGGAACUGAAGGAGCGAUUGGGAACCGGUGGGUUUGGGAAUGUCACUCUCUGGCAAAACAAGGACAGCAGUGUUCAGAUCGCUGUUAAACAGUGUCGGCAGGAACUCAGCGCCAAGAACAAGGGCAGAUGGAGUUUAGAGAUACAGAUCAUGAAGAGGUUGAAUCACAUAAAUGUGGUGGCGGCGAGAGACGUUCCAGAAGAACUUCAGAAACUGGCCACAAACGACCUGCCGUUACUGGCCAUGGAGUACUGCCAAGGAGGAGACCUCCGCAAGUAUCUAAACCUGCUUGAGAACUGCUGUGGCAUGCGAGAGGCUGCUGUACUGACACUUAUCCAAGAUAUAUCGUCAGCUCUGACAUACCUCCACGGGAUGAGAAUCAUCCACAGAGAUCUCAAACCAGAGAACAUCGUCCUACAGCAGGGCGAAAAAAGAUUGGUCCAUAAGAUCAUAGAUUUAGGUUACGCUAAAGAACUGGACCAGAGCAGCCUGUGCACGUCGUUCGUUGGGACGCUGCAGUAUUUGGCCCCCGAGUUGUUGGAACAGCAGAAGUACACAGUGGCGGUGGAUUACUGGAGUUUUGGCACGCUGGUAUUCGAGUGUAUCACUGGAUUUAGACCAUUUCUACCAACCUGGCAACCCGUUCAAUGGCACACCAAACUGUUACAGAAACAUGAAGAUGAUAUAGUGGUUUAUGAAGAUCUCACAGGAGAGGUCCGGUUCUCCAAACAUCUGCCUAAUCCACACAACCUCAACAGAUUGUUAGCCGGUCAACUGGAACACUGGCUACAGCUGAUGCUGAGAUGGUCACCUAAAGAGAGAGGUAAAGAUUUAAGACAAAGGGGUAAAGAGAGUCAGGAUGUGCCCAAAGACACCGAGGAGGACAGUAAAGAGACCCCAGAGGGGUGCAAAGAGUCUCCAAAGGGCACAUGUUUCUGCUUUGAUGAGUUAAGCCGCAUUCUGAAUCUAAAGCUGGUCCACGUGCUAAAUAUGACCUCCGCUGAAAUAUUGACAUACUCCGUCCAGCCGGAGGACGACGUGGCAUCCCUACAGGAGCGAAUCGCACAGGACACGUGCAUUUCUCCAGCCAAUCAGGAGCUGCUGUUGGAGGCGGGGCUUGCCGUAGAGCCGCAUAAUAGCGUCAUGCAGUGUGCGAUUGAUUAUUGUUUGCUGGAAACUCGGCGGGCAGAGGAGCCCCUGGUUUUCCUGUUUGACCGUUCGUGCUGCAACUACGAACCGCAGUUUAGCCCACGCGUCCUUCCUGAAAACAUCCGAUUCGUCCAAAAUGACCCCAAACGCUCGCUGGCCUACAGCGCACAGAGACGCACAUGGGGUCAAGCCUGGCACACCAUACGCACGCUGAAAGAAGACUGGCAGAGACUGCAGCAGGGGCAGAAAGUAGUCAUUAUGAGUCUUCUCAGACAUAACGGUACACUGUCCAAACAAAAGAAUGAGAUGGUGUCCAUGCAUCAGAGGUUAAAGGCCACGCUGGAGUUUUUCAGCACUAGUCUGCACAUCGAUAUCGACAAAUACCAAGAGCAGAGAGCUACAGGGAUAGCUUCUGAAAAAUUAUUGGGUGUUUGGCGAGAAAUGGAACAGACAGCUAACAACUGUGGGCAGACGGAGGAUGUGAAUAAAUUGGAAGAGGAGAUGAUGACGCUUCAGACUGAUAUCGUGGACCUUCAGAGACAACCCUGGAGGAGCGGAGAGGCUUUAGAGACACUUGAAGUGAAGGCCAUGGAUCUGUUCCGUAAGCUGAGAGAGAAACCCAGAGAGCAGCGUUGUCAGGGUGACUGCCAGGAAGUGAUCAAACUGGUGGUUCAAGCCGUGCAGUUUUACGAGAGGAAGUUACGGGACUUCUACACACACCUGAGUAAGACGAUGGUGUGUCGUCAGCGUGUUCUGGAGUUGUUACCGCGUGUGGAGGGGAUGGUGAGCGCCAUGGCUCAGAGUGAGAAUCGACUGCUCCACCUACAGGAGAAACGACAGAAAGAGCUUUGGAACCUGCUCAAAGUUGCCUGUAGUAAAGUUCGCAGUCCGGUGAGUGGCAGUCCUGACGGGGGGCGAACUCCUCCGACCCCUGGACCCCCUCUGCUGUCCCACAGACCCCAAACUACCACCAGCCUGCCCAAUUUACCCCCAAAUGACGAGUCUCAGCUUGUGAUUGAGGAGAGCAAGACAUUUGAGAGCCGACUGCAGAGUUUAGUACAAGAAACCAUUCAGGAAACAGAGACAAGCAUGCAGAUGUUGAGAGAAUGGAAGUGGUUAAACGGAGGGCAGGAUCUGGCUUGAUGUCACAUGUUUCCAGCCUGUCAAUCAUUUCAUAGGAGUGUGUGUUAGAAACUCGAGACCGUUACUGUACUACUGCCAUCAACUGGAGGAAACGUGAUACUGCAGGCAGUGUGAGCUGCCAUUUAACUGACCUGUGUGGGGCCAAAGCUUACCAUAUUUUAAUCAUUUUAUUUGUCCCUGAGGUCGAACUACAAUAUUAGCCAAUGUUGUUUGUCAUAAUGUGGUUUUUGUGACCAUUUUUGUACCAGACCUUCUUUAUGACCCUUAAGGCUGAAACAUGUCCACACCAAUUCGCUGAUAACUCCCAAAAAUCAGACGAAGCACAUUUAUAAUCAAGCUUUUCUCUGCUUUUUCACGUCAAACCUUGAAGAGGUGUCGGAUAAGCCGGUAAGAACGGCAGUUAAGCUGUUAAAUCCACCCAUUUCAAUCGGUUUAUUCUUACGCCGUUUAUGAUCUUAAACUGAUAGAGGAAAGCCGCUUAAUGCAUUUACAUGAUCGCACGCGUUGUCGGCUUAUUAAGCAUAAUCAUUGUAAGAACGUGCAUGUAAACGCACUCAAUCUCAAGACUUCUUGCUAUGCAAGCUCGAUUUCAUGUGUAGUUGCGAUCCAAAAAUGUGUCAGAACGCAAUUCAAUACAUGAGUACGUGUUGCCUUCUCAAUGUUGCCACAAGGGGCGCUAUAGGAGACAUUAGGUUAAUCUGUCCGCUUCUAUGGUGAGUUUUCUUUGCCAUGUUUUUCAAACGGUUUGAAAAGUUUUAAAAAAUACAUUACCUGUAUAAUAACACUUCCAGUUUAAUGGUAUAGACGUUUGAAGGUACAUCUAUCGGCCAUUGAGUACUGAUUAUUCUUAUCUCCACGGUAACGUUAAGCAUGUUCAACCGCGUUCGCAUCUUCGCACUUGAGUACGUUUCAGCCUUUAGAAUUAAACUGACGGUUUUUGCUGCUGUGCCUUUAAGACGUCUAUGUAAACGUCCUCGUCACAUGGGAAAAAAGUAAUUGCGCUUUGUUGCAUUCACACAUGAGCUGCGGGUUUGCUGUCGGGCAGAGUCCCAGAGCCGUCUGUACUGAAAUGUGCUGCUCAAACUGUUCAGAUCAGACUGAACAGUUUGGUCAAGAUUACAAUCAAAGAACAUAUUUCAAAUCAGCAGUUAAAUAUGACAACAAUGGUAUCAUAAAUGGUGCAUUAGCUCAGAUCUGGCUGAAAAAAAUUGCUAUUUUUCAGGCUGGCCCAGCUAAUGCACAUGGGUUUUCUCAAGUUGAUUGACAGGCAAUAUUUGUAUCUGAAAGAUGAUUGGCUCUUUUACCUGUAAGGCGGGACUUCCUUUUGUACACCCACCAAAUUGGACGUUCCAAUUUCUCCCUUUCAUUUUAAUACAAGUACUUUAUUUCAGGUAUACUAUCCUUGUCAUCAUAAUCAUGAAGUUCCUAGAUGAGCUCCUUCUUAUACAUAAUAUGAACAUGUGAACUUAUGAAAUAUAUGCAAUUUACGGCUUAAGUCAACAAUGGUGGCUAUUUUUUACAUCCGGACAAAUAAAAUAUAAACUUUUUGAGGGACAAGCUGAUUGUAAAGCUUUUUUAUGAUGAUUUGUUUAAUGAUGUAAUGGAAGUGUACAUUUUAUGAAAAAUAUUAAAUGAGUUUGACCAAACUAAGUGUGUGGUUUAUGGCAUGUGUGAGUUUGUGUGAUUUCAAUUACUUGAUUUAAAAAACAAAUCACUUUUGAAAUGUUUAGGCUAUGAC
This is a messenger RNA of Xyrauchen texanus (razorback sucker), 4265 nucleotides long. RefSeq names its product inhibitor of nuclear factor kappa-B kinase subunit beta-like. Gene Ontology annotation, cellular component: cytoplasm; IkappaB kinase complex. Lineage: Eukaryota; Metazoa; Chordata; Actinopteri; Cypriniformes; Catostomidae. The transcript has 22 exons. Bases 194 to 2527 code for a protein of 777 amino acids. The record is from RefSeq and is a predicted model, not a curated record. Gene Ontology annotation, biological process: peptidyl-serine phosphorylation; tumor necrosis factor-mediated signaling pathway; positive regulation of transcription by RNA polymerase II. Gene Ontology annotation, molecular function: IkappaB kinase activity; ATP binding.